CUGCUUUCCACACGACUGUCAUCUUCUCACUGUCGCUGUCUGUUACUGCGCUGCCCGGGCUAUGCUUGUCUGACGGGGCCCGAGGACUACUUAGAGCGCGCUCUGCUGGUUUAUCUUCCGCUUCGAUCUGUCUCCCUAGGUUUCUUCCUCUGCGGUUCGCUCGCUCUCCGAGUCCUCCACCAUGGCGGGCCUUUUCUUCAGGCAGUUCGCGGUCCUGUUCUGGAAGAACUGGAUCGUAAUGUCAAAGCACCCAUGGCUCAACAUUCUGCGGUGCUUCAUCAUGCCCAUAGCCUACGGAAUCUUCCUAGCCGUCGCCCAGAUAUUCCUGACGAAGCCCAACAAUUACGGGCUGGGCAGCCCCGUCCCGGUGCACAGUCUCGCCUCCGUCUACGACGGCUCCCUCGCGCUCAUCUGGGCGGACGGCACGAACGGCACAGGGAGCAACCCCUCCGCACACGACAUCAUGGCACUCGUCACGCGCGGCUUCAGCGGGAGGCAGCUCAGCAGCGUGCGGCAGCUCGACUCGCCCGCGGACAUCCCGGACGCGUGCCCGCAGAACUUCAACCUGUUCUCGGAGUGCUAUUCGGCCGUCGCGUUCAAUUCUCUUCCGGGGCCGGAUGGGCUGUUACCGCUGAACUACACGUUGCGGGCGGACGGCGGGCUGUUUCAUAUAGAUGUGUUCAGGCACACGAGCGAUUAUGAGGAGCGGAUUUUGCCUCUACAGUGGGCCAUAGAUAGUGCUAUCAUAGAGUUGCAGACUGGUUCUGCCCCGCAAACCCCGCUCGAAUGGCCCUUUACUCAGGAGACGAACGAGCAGCAGAACACAGACAUUCGCCUCAGUUAUAUCCGAGGUCUGCGCACAUUGCUGGUUCUCGCAUUGUUUGUAUGUUUCGUCGGGAUAGCGUACCAACUCCCCGGGUCAUUCGGCGGCGAGAGAGCCAACCUCCUGACUGCCCAUCUUAAGGCGAUGGGUCUCAUGGACUCGGCGCGCAUCAUCUCCUGGCACCUGAGCGUAUCGCUCGCCUACCUCCCCGCGUGGAUCAUCGUCGCGAUCAUCUGGCACGUCCGCAUCUUCACCGCGACGAACGUCGGGCUCGUCAUCGUCAUCCACCUCCUGCUCGGCCUCACGCUCGCGAGCUGGUCCUUCUUCGUCGCCGCGCCGUUCGGCAAGAGCCCGCAGCUCGCGGCGGUCGCGUCGACGUUCCUCGCCAUCGCGUUCGCGAUCCUUGCGCUCGUGUUUGCGCGCGCGAGCAGCGGCGCCGCGUUUAUCUUCACGAUCAUCUUUCCGCCGGGCUUCUAUAUCUUCGCUAUCCGGGCUGUGUGUGGGUUCGAGGUGCACCAGAUUGCGACCAGCGUGACGCAGCCCGAUCCGGACAACGGGUUGCGCCUGCUGCCCCUCAUCAUCGCAGCCAUCAUCGAUGUGUUCUUGUGGCCGUGGCUGGCAGUUCUGUGGGAAAGACAUCUCUACGACGCGCACAAUGCGACCGACCGCUCGUGGUGGUCUCGCCUACGACACCGCAAGACUACGGCAGAGAACGCACUGACAAUCGCGCCGGACACUGCGGUCUCGAUCAAGAAUCUUGGUAAGGACUUCAAGACGUCGUUUUGGAAAGGGGAGAAGAGCCUCGUCACCGCGGUGUCCGACCUCAGCCUCGAGAUCCCUAAGUUCGGCAUCUACGUCUUGCUCGGAUCCAAUGGUGCCGGGAAGUCCACGACGAUGUCCGUCCUUGCGGGGCUGCUCGGCCGCACGCGCGGCUCCGUCGUCUUCGAGGGUGGCGUCGAGCAUCCGCCUCGCGGGACAAUCGGCAUCGUGCCCCAGAAGAAUGUCCUCUUCCCUGAGCUGUCUUGUUACCAGACCCUGCGUGUAUGGCGUGCGGUGAAGCGCGCGGACACCCACGCGGAGGAAGACGACAUCGAGCAGCUGCUGAAGGAUUGCGACUUGGGCAAGAAGAUCCACUACAACGCGAAUGCGCUGAGUGGCGGGCAGAAGAGGAAGCUGCAGCUGGCGAUCGGGUUGAUCGGCGGAUCGAAGAUUGUUCUGGUUGACGAGUGUACCUCUGGUGUAGACCCACUGUCACGUCGUGCUCUAUGGCGAACGCUCAGUUCAGUGCGCCACGACCGGACUGUCGUUUUCACCACUCACUUCCUGGACGAAGCAGACCUCCUUGCGGACACGAUCGCUGUGCUUGCUGCGCCAGGCAAACUUGUCGCCCACGGAACUCCUGUUUCACUCAAGUCCAAUUUAGGCGAGGGUUAUACUGUGGUCGCGUCGUUCAUGACAGAAGAAGGGCUGGCGGAGAAGUCGACCAUUGGACACCAGACCGAACUGCUAGACCGCAUCCGGACGAUAGCCCCGCUGGCCUACACGUCCUCAACUACGCCCAACGAAGUGUCCUACCAUCUGAAGCUGAAGGAUCCUGCGAUCGUCCAGGAGGUAUUGGAGCUCGUGGAGGAGACCCGGGAGACAGAUGGUGUCGCCAAUUACUCCGUCAUGAGCACCUCGAUCGAGGACAUCUUCUUGGGACUGAUGCAUGACGAUACGCGCGCGGACGAGAAGGAGCUCGAGAAGACCGGAUCGUCCACGACGCCGUCUCUUUCGACCACCCCCGUACCGACUCCGCCCGUGCUGCACCUAACGAACGGCCGGCGCCGCUCGCCCCUCAGCCAGGCACUGACCAUCUUCCACAAGCGUGUGCUCAUCGCACGGCGAAGCUGGCUCACGCCGUGUCUAGCUGUUUUAAUCGCCGUCGCCGGCUCCUGCGUCCCCAUCUUCUUCCUCAGCACUCGCCAACAAACCUGUGUAAGGACCUUCCGCACGGUACCCACCACCCCAGUCUACCUCCCUGUUUCGCCUCUCGGGUUCAUUGCCGAGAACAUCACAGACUCGCGCGUGCUCGAGUCUCCGCCGGGGAUUAUUUCCACGCUGGGGAAUACGACACGGACGCUGCUCAUAGACAGCUUCCCCGAUAACUCGACAUUCAUGAGCACCAUCGACCAGACGUUCCGCAACCAGUCGUUCGGCGGAGUCUCGAUCGACCAGCAGUCGGGCACGGCAUUGUUUGCGUGGGAGGCGACGCCCCCUGGGCUCACUGGCCUCGUCAUGCUCAACCUUGCGUCCAACCUCUUGUAUAACACUGCACUUAACGCCACAGGGAAGACGCCUCCCGUGCCGAGUCUGAUCCUUGCCAAUUACCAGACCUUCCCCGGGAUCGCAGCGGGAACGCUGGUGGCAUUGAAAUGGGUUGCAUUCUUCGGCGCUGCAAUGGCUGUGUACCCUGCGUUCUUCUCUCUUUACGUCGCGAAGGAGCGCCGCUCGUCCGUCCAGGCCAUGCAGCUCUCCAACGGCUUGUCGGACCCUAUUGGCCUCUGGCUCGGUCACCUUCUCUUCGACUCCGUCUUCGCAGUAAUUGUCGCCACACUUGUUGUCAUCGUCUUCGCCGCCGCCUCCAACCAGUUCAGCGGUCUUGGGUUCUUCUGGGUGGUCCUAGUGUUAUAUGGCAUUGUGGGCUCGUUGUUCGCGUAUUGCGUAUCGCUCAUGGUCGCUUCUCCCUUGGCGGCAUUUGCGAUGGCCGCUGGAUACCAAGUCAUCAUGUUCGUUCUGUACUUGGCAGCGUACUUGCUCACCCUGACCUACGCAAAGACAUCUCAAGCUGGCACGGAUCUUACCAUCAUCCACUUUACUAUGUCAGUGUUGGCUCCGGUAGCCAGUGUGCUCCGUGCAUCGUUUGUUUCCGUCAACCUCUUCUCUCUGCUCUGCGAUGGAACCAACCCAGUCACCGCUGCUUCCCUUGGCGACAUAUCGCGGUACGGCGGCCCGAUCCUGUAUUUGUUCAUCUACGGCUUCGUGCUCUUCGCUAUCCUCGUAUGGGUCGACUCCGGGUCGCUCCUGCCCCGCAAGAUCACGCAGGGUCGAAAGAAGGCUCCCCCACCUGCCGUUGCGGAAAGCACCCAGUCUGCUGCGCCCGGUAGGGUUGCGGGCAAGGACGUCCACGACGAGGCUGCUGUGGUAGCGGACUCUGGCGAUGCGCUGCGCGUGCUCAACAUCGUGAAGGCGUUCGGUAGCGCAUCCAACAGGGUGGUGGACAAUGUCAGCUUCGGUGUAUCCCAGGAUACCAUCUUCGCCCUUCUCGGACCUAAUGGUGCGGGCAAGACCACCACGUUCAACGUCAUCCGUGGCGAUGUGAUCCCCGACCAAGGCGACGUGUUCAUCAACGGCGUUUCGAUAGUACACCAUCCUCGAGCAGCCAGGUUGUCCCUUGGAGUGUGCCCACAGUUCACAGCGAUCGACUCGCAGCUGACGGUCCGAGAGCAUCUCCUUGUCUAUGGUCGUCUGAAGGGUCUGUAUCGCGGAGAGGAGGUGCAGAGCAACGUCGAGCGGCUCAUGCGCGCGACGUCCUUGCACAUGUACGCGGACCGGCUUGCGAGUAAGCUGUCGGGCGGCAACCAGCGCAAGCUUUCCCUGGCAAUCGCGCUUAUAGGGAACCCAUCCGUGGUACUGAUUGACGAGUUUUCGACUGGCAUCGACGCGAAGAUGAAGCGCGAUAUGUGGGGCACCCUCCGGAACGUCGCCGUCGGGAAAGCGAUUGUCAUCACCACCCACUCCAUGGAGGAGGCAUCCGCACUAGCGAACAAAGUUGGUAUCCUGGCGAAGAAGAUGCUUGCGGUGGGAACAACCAACUCGCUCGUUGAACGCUACGCGACAUAUGAGGUACACUUCUCAUGUCGGACGCGCGAGGAGGUCGUCCACGCGCAAGAGCUGAUGGCCCAAAUCCCUGGUGCGCGCAUGGCCGACGACGUGGCGACUCGGUUCGAAGUCCCGAUCGGUGGAGGGAUGUCCCUCGCUAAGCUGUUCGCUGUGCUCUCUGGGGGUAACUUCUCGGAGUACACUGUUGAGCGUGCGACGCUAGAGAGCGUGUUCCUGAAGGUGAUCAGGGAGAACAAUGUGCUCGAGGAGGACACGGAGAAGCGGAGGCGGUGGUGGAGGAUAUGCUGACCUGUGCUGUGCUUCUUGUUCUACGCGCUUGGAUGACCGCUCUCGAUAGCUGUGGUAUAUACCGGGGAUACCCAGGGACACUAGACUCGUGGACGUAUAUUACCACUGUAUGUUAUUCCUACAUAUGCAUCGGCUGAUCACGACGCGGAGGUGGUUCAAGUCGUGAACUAUCAGCGCUCAUGAUAUGGUACGUCGACAUCGCUAUUGAAUCGACUGUCUAACACCCCC
Messenger RNA from Trametes versicolor FP-101664 SS1, 5221 nucleotides. RefSeq names its product P-loop containing nucleoside triphosphate hydrolase protein. Gene Ontology annotation, molecular function: ATP binding; ABC-type transporter activity; ATP hydrolysis activity. The transcript is spliced from 21 exons. The record is from RefSeq and is a predicted model, not a curated record. Gene Ontology annotation, cellular component: intracellular membrane-bounded organelle; membrane. The coding region runs from base 182 to 4993 and encodes 1603 amino acids. Lineage: Eukaryota; Fungi; Basidiomycota; Agaricomycetes; Polyporales; Polyporaceae. Gene Ontology annotation, biological process: lipid transport; transmembrane transport.